Molecule: messenger RNA, 1713 nt
Organism: Mytilinidion resinicola
Lineage: Eukaryota; Fungi; Ascomycota; Dothideomycetes; Mytilinidiales; Mytilinidiaceae
Exons: 2
Coding region: 1-1713 (570 amino acids)
Biological process (GO): regulation of DNA-templated transcription
Molecular function (GO): zinc ion binding; DNA-binding transcription factor activity, RNA polymerase II-specific
Source: RefSeq, a predicted model, not a curated record
AUGGGAGGGAAUAAAUUUCGCAUUAGCCACAAAAAGGCCAGCACCGGCUGUGGCACUUGCAGAGCCCGACGAGUUAAAUGCGACGAGCAGAAGCCCUGUUGUCGCCGUUGCGCAAUAGCAGGCAGAAUUUGCGACGGCUACCGCACUCAAGAUCCGUUCGUCGUCUUCAUAGCACCCCAGACACGAAACCAGCUGUCCGAUGGGUUUGAAAAUGACACAGAACGGCGCUUCUUUGACUACUUCCGCUCUAUAUCUGCAUUCGAGUUCUCCCGCUUCUUCGACGAGAAGAUUUGGUGCAAGCAAGUCCUCCAAGCGGCACAUUCAGUCCCUGCUGUAAAACACGCCGUCGUAGCAGUUGCGAGUUCGCACGAGUCAUUCAAAGCAGUGAGAACGCAUGUCCCUUGGAAUCUACCACGCUGGCCAACUGCGCGCAUACACGCUCAGGGGGAGUACAGCAAAGCCGUCACAGCACUGCGUAUUCAGCUGGAGCAGGACAAGAGCCAAUGCCUUCCCGUUGUUCUUACCUGUGGCUUACUCUUCUGUUGUCUCGAAAUGCUAGGAGGGAACGCGCCAGGAGCGCUCGCCCACCUUGCAGCAUGCAUCAAGAUUCUCAACAGCAUCACUAGUAAACCAGACCCUACGGCUCAGGAUAUAAUAUACAUCCAAUCACACACACCCCUCACCAACGACGUAGAAAGAGACUUGCUCCCUAUCUUCACCCGCCUAGAUAUCAUGGCAUCUCAAGGUGUUAUCGGAAGAGUACCGCUUCUGAAGCAGAAGACGCUUCCUGCACUAGACGACCACAACGCAAGCCCGGCAUACUCAUUUUUAUCCUUCUCGGAAGCUGUGCAAGCCUUAUAUUCCCUUGAGAGCGCCGAGCUUGCGCUUGACCAAACCACAUGGUUUGACCGCUUCGGACUAGAAGUUACACAUGGAGGCUUCAGUUGCCGCCUCGUGAACCCAAUAAAUACUGGUCAUAUCCCGCUCGAGCAACUUGCUGCCCGCGAAAACAUCCUGAAGCACCUCUCCUCUUGGGGACCAGCCUUCGCCGCCUUUGUCUCCAGACACCCAACGGAAGCCGAUUCACGUGGGUAUCUGCUCCUCAGGGCCCACCACAAAGUCAUCACAAUGAAGGUUAUAAAUUCCUUAUACACUGAAGAAAGCAUGAUGGAUGACUGUAUGCCCAUGUUUGUCGAAUUGCUCGAUGUAUGUGCCGCCAUUUUCUCCAAAAGCACUUCUUCUCAAUCUUCUACACCAAAUGAACGCCGGCCACCGCCCACCUGGUCCGUAGAAGGAGGCAUAAUACGCUCCCUCACCUUUCUUACUUUCGCAUGUCGCGAUGGCCGCAUACGACGACAUGCGCUUUGGAUGUUAGAACGGUGUCCACAGGAGGGUGUCUGGGUUCCAGAUAUGGAGGCACCCCCAUUGAGACGACUAAUAGAGUUAGAAGAGGGCAUAGCAGCGGGGUCUAGCAUUGGCGACUGGCCCCCACAAGAGGGCCAGGUGUUCAAGAGGUGUGAAGAUAUCCCAGAAUGGAAACGGAUACAUUUUGGAUGGAAGGUCCCCGUUCCUGGGCAGAGGAAGUCAAUGUGGUACUGCUUAACGCAACCAAACGGGUCAGAUGGUGGGUGGCAUGUGAACGAAGACGUCGUUGACUGGUUACCCGAGAAGGGAUUGUACGACAGCCCAUAUAUGAAGGAAAUCGGUCCAUGA